Molecule: messenger RNA, 686 nt
Organism: Papaver somniferum (opium poppy)
Lineage: Eukaryota; Viridiplantae; Streptophyta; Magnoliopsida; Ranunculales; Papaveraceae
Product: cell wall / vacuolar inhibitor of fructosidase 2-like
Exons: 1
Coding region: 35-571 (178 amino acids)
Biological process (GO): negative regulation of catalytic activity
Molecular function (GO): pectinesterase inhibitor activity
Source: RefSeq, a predicted model, not a curated record
UAAAAAAAGUUGAAGAAGAAAAAAGAAAAAAGAAAUGGCUUCAUCAAUUGUCCUCCUAAUCUCCAUUCUAUUACCUCUUUCUCUCGUGCUCGGAGACGCUGACUUGAUCCAGAAAGUUUGCCAGAAGACACAGUUUCCCGAUCUAUGCACAUCGACAUUAAACACCUCCCGGUUUAGCAAACCUGCAGAUGUAAGACGUCUAGCCACUAUUAUGAUUAAUGCUGGCUCUGCUAGUGCUGCAGACACAUUCAGAUUCAUACUCGCUGAGCUUGUUAAAACUGUUUCUGAUCCAGCCGCAGUUAAAGCGUUUAAGAGAUGCAGCGAAGAAUAUAAAGAAGCCAAGACUUCUCUGGAUAUAUCAAGUGAAUAUUCGAGCUUCUUGGACUACGAAAUGGCAUUGAAAAAAUUAAAUUAUGGCAGAGAUCAUGCUGAUAGGUGCCGUGAUUCGUUUACUUUGUUCAAUCCUCCAUUGUCUUAUCCUGAUGCACUGGAACAAAGAGAAGUCAGAUUUGUGGAGUUGGUUGAUGUUGCUGCUGAUAUCAUCAAACAACAUCUUGUGCAUGUUAAUUAAUUAAUUAAGAUGGAGUUUUAAUAGUGAGAUCUUGAUUUACCGAUCAAAACAAAAUAAUGAUUUAAUGUUCUUUUAAAGUUAUUUCGAACUAUUAAUGAGAAUUGAUUAAGUUUCC